AUACUAUUUGUAUAUUUUACUUUUUUUUUCUUCUUUUAAACCAAGUACUAUCAGAAGAUUCCAUAGAUGGUAAGUUUAUAUGUUUAUUGCAUAGAGUUGUUGUAUCCUGUUGUGUGACGGAAAUACGGAAUUCUAGAGAACGACAUGGGCAACCAAAUAACAAACGUUCCCGGCCGGGCCAAAUUUUCCAAAUUCUGACGAAGUUUAAUGAAGAACCUUAACGAGUGUUUUGAAACAACCCGACUUAUCACACCAGUUAAAACCACGAUGCUCGGUAUCCGAGUAAACUCAAUAAAGACUGGUCUACAUAGGUUUAAAAUAAUUCUCAUUGAAUGCAUGAACGACCAGCUAAAAAGGACUCCCCCGACGCGACCAGCCCCCAAAAACCCAGGCACUAAUCCAAGAACAAUUUUUUUAUACGCAUAAAUCAUAAAGUUUUUAUGUAGGCAUGACAACCUGUAAGAGCUUCUAAGUUGAAGAGGAAAGCAAGCGAAGGUCGACGUCAUACGCCCUAAGCAUCACGUACAACGUACUCAGUUCAGAACGGCGGUACCCAAAGCUCUUUCAAAGUUAAGGGUAAACCCUAAGCGUAGCUUAAACUUCUUUUAGGACGAAGUGAUCAGCUGAAUAAUUAUCGGUACCUCAUCUUUUAGAAAAGGAUUUAAAGUUGCUAAAGCUUUAUAUAAUCUACUCGAUAGAUCCAAGGUAGCGUCACAUGGUUUGUUCUAGAAAAUUUUAUUUAAACACUAUCAUUGAAUUACUUUUCAAACUGUCACACAUUCCACCAAGGCGAUUUUGAGCGCACUGACUUACUCACAAUAAUCCCCAAAAACAUUACAUUACAUCUAUAACGAUAUAUCACGCACUUUUGACCGGGUCAACCUUAAUUUACUUAUCCAAAAUAUAAUCAUUGCAGAUUUUAGGGUGCACAGUCAAUGUACUCGAUGCAACUCGGAGAGCCUCAGAAUUGGUUUUUUGCCUUGCUACUAUUUCAUGCCUCCGCCUAAGACCUCAUAGCGACAGUACUCUGUGAUAUUCAGUGCUAAUUAAUGAUUUAUACGUCUAUUGAUCUUGCCAAAGAUGUAAGCAAACUUUGAUUUGAGGAAAGCUUGGUUUGAUCCAGUUUAUUUGCAAUUAGUAGGAUGUUGAUUUAGGCAUAUAGGUGUACAGCCGGAUGGAAGACAUCGAUUGAUCGUAGACUUAAUUAACAAAGAAUUUCAACGCCUAAAGUUUCCCUAUGUGAGCCUGCCCUUCUAAAGUCUAGACUUUAUGCACCAUAUCUCAAGCGUUCAGUCAGCAAACAGGAUUUGCAAUUUGAUAUUUUACCGCUUUAUAAUUAAAGCUUUGAAACUUUAUGUUAAAUUUAACUGCAGUUAUAUAGAUAUAUAUAUAUAUAUAUAUAUCUUGUAAAAUCAGUUCUUGUUCUACAUAUGCGUUAGUUAACUAUCUUCUAACAAAACUUUACAUGAAUACUGUUUUUACCAGGCUUGUCUACUGUAGUAUUAAAAAGCUAUGAAUAUGCGCGCUCCUCCUAGAGUUUAGUAUCAGGCGCGUUUCAAGCUGGCGUGACGUGUUGAUUGUUAACAGAUUAGAUUCCUGUUGAUUAUCAUUCUACUAUUAGGUUUAUUACCUAUCAAAGACUUUGUGAUCUCGAUUUAGUUUACGACAUGUUUUUAUAGUUAACAACCUUAAUUGUGGUGUACGUAGGCAUCAAGUAAGACGUGCGGGAUGAUUUACCCUUUCUGAAACCAUAAAAAAAACUCGUUAAAUUGUGCGCAAGUGGUUUCCUUUAAAAUAGCCGUGCCACAAUCACACAUUGCGCGCAGAAAAAUAAGGUGUCGUCAUAUAAGGCUAGAAUGUCGGAGACCGGAUUUCUUAAUGUAAUUUACCAAAUAAGAUACAACAAUCGAUUAGACUAAAUUACACCGACUAACUUCAUGCAGUCCGUUCGAAAAAAAGUGUUCUCUUUCGCUGCACAAAUCAAUACCAUAUUGUAUCGCUCUUUGAUGGGCUCUGUCUUCACCCAUAUUUAGCCCGCCAUAUCUGUUUUGUAUGCAUAUUCGGGCAGUAGCAACAUUUAUGCUAAGGGUUGAUACUUAGUUGUCCCUGUUAGACCUACACAAUUCGCAAAUUUAGCCAAGCUAUUAGUUUCUAUUGUAACAAAUACAACUGCUUACUUCUAAAUGAUAACAUUCGUUAGUUUGUUUGUGGUACGUUAUAUAAACUCAUGUUACGUAAAUUACGGCUAGCACGAAACCGGACCUGUAUGCAACAACUGGACGGCACGCUGUCACCGGUUGAUAGAUCUGCAACGAGUCGCAUAGAUGCAGGAUCAACGAUUUGCCGAUUUCCGAUUAAAAAUAUUACAGAACAGGACUAGACAGGAUUCACCGCACUUCUGUGCGGGUGUUCUAUUAUGCACCUCGUUAGCAGCGCCUUUCUAUCGCCCCAUGAUGCCAUCUGAUUAUUGCUGACCAUGUCUUGGAUACGUAAAAUCCUUUUGAGUAUGAAGUGUGUACUUAUGCUUCGCGCAGUGCACGAUUUUAGCCAAUUCCCAGUAUGGGAAAGCUGUUCGUGGUUAUCGAUGCUGCCGUUAUUAACUUUACCUAUGGGUGGUCUGCUAAGUGGGGCUCAGCUGAUUAUCCUUGAAGUACGCUCAUGUGUGCGCGACAAUUUCUUUCACAGUUUAACUCUAAUUUUUGGCCGAGUGCGACGGAGAAGAUGAGCGGUUUUGCACCACGAAUCCUGGAACUACUACGACAGCAUGAAUAUCCUGGGUCAGAACUAUUCACAGAAGUGGAUGUCGAAAUACUUGCACAGGAUAAAAAUGUAGCUGCUUUUUUCACUAAGAUAGCAGAGAUGGAUCGCAGCCUCUUCCUGACCAAAGAACAAUCUACAGUACUUCAGUUGGCCGGAGAAUUAAACGAUCUUCAAUCGAUUCCGUUAGAUGCUGUUUCCGCUCGCCAGGAGCGAGUUGCCCUUGAACAGAAGAAACGCCAGAACAAAACAAUAAAAAUGCGAUUAAGGCAUAAGCUCGAGGAGAAAAAGCAGCUUGAGGACGCGAUUGCCAUGUUGGAGGAGGAUGAACGCAAGAGAGUCGAUUAUCGGCUUCGACGAAAGGAUGAGAUUGCCGAAGCUCAGGCGCUUCACCAAAAAGCACUGCAGACAUUGCACUAUGCGCAGCAAAGAGCAGAAAACGCUAUUAGUAAGCUGAUCGUCCGAGGCCAACAACACCUGACGACUUUGACGGGUAUUAUUGGAAAGCUCAAAAGUUCCAAUGGAUUGCGAAACAUCUUAAAGGACGACAAAUAUAUUCAGCAAGCAAAUGACUUGGUCGACGCAGUGGAGACUCUAAACGGGAUAGUAAACUUGAUCACAAUCGAUCCGGAACGAUAUGCGGUACCGGUCACUGCCAAUGGCAACCGAGUGUACAUUCUAAGAACCUUAAGGGAUACAGUCUCGCAGCUCGACGAGCACUCUGACACCAUUAUUUCUAAAUUAUCGCUUCUAUGUGGCGACUCAGCAGCGUUUCCACCUUUCAAAGCUGCUUUAAAUUUAUAUCGGCUUGAGGUCCAGGAUGCCCUUUAUGGGGUGAUCAACGAAGUUUUCGAAAUGGCCACCGGUGACCUAAGGCGCCGUCUUCAGCAGGUGGGACCAUUAAUCAACUCGUUGAAGGCUAUCGUCUGGGCUCAACGAUGCAUUCUCAUGGAGGAAAUCACUAUACUUCAGAAAUGCGGUCAGAUGUUGGACUUGAGCGAGGGUUGGAUUAAGUCGGUGAUAUCGGAGGUACAGAAUAUCGAAGUUGGCUCGAAAAAUACUUCGACAAUGAGCUGGAGUCGGUCACCUAUAAAUCAGAUGAGCGAGGGAUACUGCACAACACUCGGUUCUACGCAAUCACUUCCUGACUCUGUUGAGAGCAGCAUCUCAGUCGAACUUGCGAGCCUCGAAGCCGAUGCGGUAGCUUACGGAGCUUCAUGUACGAGCUGGAGAGCUCCGCAAACAAUCCAACACGUGAAUGAUACACUUGCUGCGGUCGCACGGUCAUGUAAUAUGUUGAUUAAAAGCUGCGAGAGAAUGCAAAACGAUCGGAACAUCUUAACAGGGCCUGAGGGUGUCCAGAUCGUCUCAGAGACGGGGCGAACACAACUUGAAAUGGUGAAGUUCGAAAACAAACGAAAAAAGGAACUAAUUAUCAGCCUUCUAAAAAAACACGAAUGUCUUCUCAAGGACCGGGAGAGCCAGAAUGACGCUCAUCGACAACGGACAAGCAUCCCACUACUUAUACUUGAAAAGAACAUCCAAUGCCAAGCAGAAGCUUUUGACUGUACUGCCCAAAAUGCUAUUGGAAAUACAGCAGCUUGACUUGUAGCGCUCUUUUGCAAAGAACAUGUUUUAUUCUACGAAAUCAGCGAAAAUCUAGGGUGUGAAGUGCUUAUUCAGAUUUGAUAUAUCCUUGUACGAAUAAAUACUAGAUGAGUCAUUUGUCGGCUUGCAUCUUUUAAUUUUGGUGAUUAAGUUGUUGUUGUUGUUGUGUCAAGUUGGUGUACCGACAUCGCGCGGUUCUUUUAGAUGUUUGGGACUAUAAGGUGAAAAUUUAGCCGCAAUAACUGACUGCAACGCCUACUACUAAAUAAAAGCUUUUUUCUGGCUUUGGCUCUGCAUAGGUAUCUGUUUGAGUCGACUAUUUCGACUUCGAGCAGGUUUCGUUAAAAAUUUCCGAAUCUAUUGAACCGAAAUUAAUAAAUGGCCAAAAGUGGAGGUAUUUCGUAUUCUCAUUACAUACGUGGGAAAACCUUUAUAAGCUACUUGCAGUUUCGUGCGAGAAAGUUAGUAAUUAAACAAAACUAAAAGAAAUGCUUUUUUUUCUGGGCAAGGCUGUUAUUAUGGCUAAAGAAGCCCAUGCUUUUAGAUACUACCAAGUUAGGCAUAUCGAUAAUUCUUUGUUUGUUGUAGGUCCACAUGAGGUUCCGCUACGCAGUGCGAAAUUUUUAAAUGGUCGAGAUACUGGCACAUCCACGAAACGGACUUCCUUCGAAAAAAAAGACGAGGAGCAGUAACAGUGUGAGCACCUAAUGUUUUUUUAAUUUGCGGGUGAUGGUUAGUUUUUACUUUCCUAAAUAUUGAAUCAUCCCAUAGGUGAACCGUGAGAUAUGACGGGGGCCAUCCGCCAAGGGGAACUUUCGGCAUAACUAAACGGAUUUACACUACUAAUAGUCAGUCUCGAUGUGGAUUUCUGUACGCGUUAUUCUUUCUGUCAGUUAUUGACCACUGGAUUUGUAAAUGGACUUAUCUGGAGUUUUCUCCAACAGAUCUGUAAAACGACAUAAAAGCAAUAUGCAAUAAUAACAGCCAUUUGUCGACCCGAAAAUCUGAACUAGCGAUAGCUGCACGUUCAUGGUUGCCAUGGCAAUGCACUCAACAAAAUACCAUCAUUCACUUGCAUCACGCCGUCCCACUGAAGCUUACAGCGAUUAUGCAUGAUUCUAGUAUAGAUAAUUGUGAAUCGGAUCUAUGGCCAUGUUGACAACAUUGUUUUGUCGGUUUAUAGGAAGUUCGUCAAAUUAUUUGUCAAAAUCGACCACAGUUAAUACGUUGACUAUAACCAUAUGUGGUAUAGCCAAAAAACGCUACCCUACAUUAAUUUUACAUAUGUACACACAUAGAUGCAGUCAUACCUAGGCGAAUCAUAGUCUACGGCCACUAAAGGAAUUGAAAGAAUAAAAUUUUUUUUUUGCAAAGCUAUCGUCGACGGCGUCCGGUUUUAUAUACGCACAAAAAGUAGUGGUCCCUAUAGCCUCCAAGGUUACCAUGUAAUGUAAUAACUCUUUCAAUCGUAACUUGCUUCCAGUUUGCCUUCAAAGAUGUCAGCCGCUGGAUGUAGUCGAAUGUAACCGGGGUACCCAGAAAGAGCGGCAAAACGGUGAGGCCUCCUACUAUGACUGGCAAGCAAACGAGAACAAAGCGACGUAGACAGCAAUAUGAUAUUGCAUUUCUUAGGCUAUUACCCUUCUUGCACUGAUGCGUGACCUUGUCAUGAAAAAAAAAUUCUAUUACAGAAAAAGAAUUAAGCACGCUCGAUAGAGACAUCUAAAAGUGAGUCAUUAAAAAAACCGGAGAUCAGGCUGUGGGGACAACAUAAAAAGGAACACAAGCAGGCCAUUGGUGCCGAGUGAUCUACAGAAGAUAUUUGGAAAGGAAAUGCUGCGAAAAGAUUCAACGAAGAGCUCAGCAACUCAAGAGAUCGUGUUAACUGCAGGCAUGGAAUGGCCGGACUGUGCUUAUAUAAGCGCAAAUUCACCGCGUGCUACCAUAGCAAAAGAGCGUCCUCUUCAAAUAUUCAUAGCCAAAGAAUAUAAUCGAGUUGAUGAUACAACGCGGAAAACCAUACCAUCCCAAUUUUCGAUCGAACAAGACAUCCGCGCAGAAAGUGAACAAGGUUACUAUUAGGGUAAGACAAGACGAGAACGAUUUCGGUGCUCUCCACCUUGGUUGCUGUUCGUCUGCAAAGGAGAAGUCGAGAGUGGUAGACUUUUGUUUUACUAGAAAGGUUCUAGAAGCAGACACUGGAAGGCCACUUACUAGAAGGCCAAGCAGCUUAAAAACUGGCGCAUACGAUUGACCGUCAACAAUGUGCUAGACGUUCGACCCAAUUUCCGAAAACCUCACAAAAAAAGGGAAGCUAGACACUGGAAAAAUAAAGUCGCACAAUGAAAUAUGCCACAGAGAUGGCACUUACGGACAUUGCUAAGUAUUUAGGGCGCAUUUAGAUAGGGAAAUGGGGGCACUCUAGAGAGUUCAACAAACGGUGGCAGACGCAACUAAGGUAACCAGCGAACUCGCGCCAGAUACAUAUAACCCAAGUGGGCACAAACAGAGGUUUUCCAUGUCAGUCACUGAAUCUACUACCCUAUUUGGGAGUUCAGUUUGGUCUGCGCCAACGUUGACUGUGAAAGUAACGGGCACUACUGCGAAAAGCUCAGCGCAUUGUUGUACUUUGAAUAGUCCAGGUGUAGAGGACUGUUAGUACCUUGGCGGUGCUAGUCUCAGCAGAAGCGAUACCUCAGAACUUCAAAGUUGACGAACCGCGGAUGCUAUGGCAGUACUUUACUCGUACUACAAAAUCUAAAAGGCAAUUAUAAUUGCCGAGCAAGCGAAGUAAGAAGUGAUACCGCGCAAUCAGGAACAUCAUUCUAAUAACUGCUGACUCGAUCGACGGGGCUGGAGAAAAACAAACGUACUAUAUAACGCAUUUAGUGACAAGUCGCGGGAUCUUCCACAGGUACUUUCAUAGAAUACAUGAGGCAUUUUUGUCGAUAUAGCGUACACCACAGCAGCAGAGGCAAGCCCACUUAGUGGAUUAACCUUUGCUGAAACAGAAGCGAUGCCGGACCACAUAACGGAAGUUCGCAGAAGCGGUGAAUGCUAGUCUCCGCGACUUCGCUCGAAUCUUCUGGGAGACAGCCAAACAAUGGCAUCGAGAACAUCAACUGCUUAAAAAUGUACUCAUUGCGAAGGAAGCACUAGAGAGAACGCUGGAUCAACUGACCAGCCUGCAACAAGGGAAAUAGCUAUAGAUCCAGGUUGUUUCGCAGGGCUUGAGAUUAAUGGGCAUUUAAUGGAAAAUAAACUAAACGACAAUAAACGGAACACUGCUACACAGCCGGUACUUUGGAAAAAAGUGAAUAACAUUUUCUUGAAACUACUGCAGACGGCAAGACGAAGAACAGGACGAGAGGUUUGACCGGGACGCGACUGAUUAAUUUUCAAAUUUACUAGCCGUUCCUGCAAACUUUGGUUUGAGAUAAUAUUUAAAUUAGUUCCGAAUCAAGGUUCAAACAUACGAAGUACAAAAUUUGGUGGGUGAGUCCCACAGUAGUAAACAAAUACCUUAGAGGUCUGCAUAUUGCGUCCGUUCUUGUCAUAGCUAAGAAAGGAAACUAUGUUAUCUAUCAUAAAUGAGAGAUGUUUUACAAAUACAUAGACCAGUUGUUUAUCGUACGUGUGUUUUAUUUCUUUGUUCAGUAUGGUACGCAACACGCAUAGUAGAAGAAAAGGCAAAGAAACAUAUAGGUGCUUCGAGAAACUAAAUUGUAUGGCAUGUGUGACUUAUCAUGCCAAAUGUAAAGCGAGCGUUUUUGGCAAUUUGGUCAGCUAGUGUUGUAGAAAUUUGAGUCAAUGGAAAUCGCCAAUCUCCUAAGAUAUAAGCUACUGAAUUUUGACAUAAUGCAGGAUGAGGGGCCUGUAGAUUUGAAAAUUAUUACAAAACAAAGAUAAAGUACCCUAAGAAUUGCUAAACUGUCAGUAACCGGUUUCCUACACGUCCCACAGAAGUUUCGAUGCUCGUAAAUAAAAGCAGGCGUAUGAGAUGUUAUAGGUGUGUAAAGCUGUUCGCUACAAAACAGCAGCUUACUCCUGAAUACCAAUACUAUGAGCUAACUUGCAUUGGGGACUAUUUAUAUUUUGAAUUAUCAAAGAAGCUUUAUCACUCUCCGUCCUCUUUUCAAUGGCAAUGAGCAAGGAAAUAAAGACAACAAAAUAAAAUUUCCACAAAGAACCAAUUUGUUACGGGGUUAGUAUACACUAUUUAUAUUUAGUUACCCAUGCAUUUCCAAGUGUCCAUAGUUUACAAGAUUAGUUAUUUUCGGUAGCUCAAACAAACCCGCAUGAAAUACCUAAUGAAUCGUUUGCCUGCAUGUACAGUUAUUUCCGUUUAAAUUGUGACUGCUACUAUUUUGUUCCAAUUGUCAUUGUUACUGUUGAGAGCGUAGCUUGUAGACAACUUCGUAUCGUUUCGUUGAGUGAAACACACAUUUUAGUAAUGGAUUUGGCACUGGGUCGCAGUGAAUUUCAAUCUCACAAGACCGCUUACUCAAGAAGAUCUACUUUCAUCCACUAAUAAUCAAUCAGUAUACUUCAAAAUUAAUAUACAAAGAAUUCAUAUUGUUGAACAAAAAAAAUUUGAAAAACGAUUUUCUCCACCCAUGAAGCCAACCCAUAAGCUUUGACGAGCUCACACACGUAUAGGGAUUCGACGAGUUUUGUUAAACUUUUUUUUUACACGUAUGAAAAAUAUGUCAUAUAUU
Molecule: messenger RNA, 9083 nt
Organism: Varroa destructor (honeybee mite)
Lineage: Eukaryota; Metazoa; Arthropoda; Arachnida; Mesostigmata; Varroidae
Source: RefSeq, a predicted model, not a curated record